GCACCACUUGUCUUGAUAUUGUUGUUUAAUUUCGGUGGGUUUCUUUUUCCUUUUCUGAAAAUUGUACUGCGUCGUCGAAGUUGCCGAUGACGACCGACGUUCCUGAUUCCGCCGUCUCCGGCGGCGUUACCAAGGAAAUUGUGUUGUUCGGAGUUAGAGUCGUGGUGGACCCGAUGAGGAAGAGCGUCAGUAUGAACAAUCUCUCUCAGUAUCAGCAUCCUCCUGCGGUUUCCAAUGAUGAUAACGGCGGUAAUAGUAAGGGUAAUAUCUCCGCCGCUGAGAGGAAGGAAGAUUCGACUGCUGGUUAUGCUUCUGCGGACGAUGCCGUGCCCAAUUCCGGUGGGAAUCGUGAACGCAAGCGAGGAGUACCAUGGACGGAGGAAGAGCACAAACUUUUCUUGCUGGGAUUGCAGAAAGUGGGGAAAGGGGAUUGGAGAGGAAUUUCAAGAAAUUUCGUUAAAACUCGAACCCCCACGCAGGUGGCUAGCCACGCGCAAAAAUACUUUCUACGCCGAAGCAACCUAAAUCGUCGCCGCCGUAGAUCCAGCCUCUUUGAUAUCACCACGGAUACGGUAAAGGUGGCUGCUGAAGAACACCAAAUUCAACUUCAAGAUAAUUCCUCCAAAUUGCAAUCCUUGUUGCCACCUCCACCACCUGAAACUUGCAACAUAAAUGGAUAUCAUCAUCCGAUGCCAACUUUUCCUCUAUCUGUUUGCCCUGCAGUUUUACCUGUGCCAAAUCCAAUCGAAAAUCCCACACUUGGGCAAGAAAACCUUGACCUUGCUGCUGAAAUUUUGCCACUCAAUCCAACCACACCCAAGAUUAACUCGAAUUUGAAGUCGGCAUUAAAAUCUGGAGCUCUUUCUCUUAACCUUUCUUUGCCUUCAAACUCUGCCAAUUCUUCAUCAAAACACCCUGAUUUCCCAGGAAUCUCAAGAAUGAGCAGCGGGGAUAACAUUAUCAGUGUUUCUUAAAAUCACUUUGAAUGGUAUGGUAUAAUGAUCUGGAGACAAAGUGAUUAGGCGACUAACUAAAGUUGUUUGUUGUAGUUGUAUAUCCCUUUCCCCAACCCCCCAAAAAAGGAGCAAGAGAAGAGAUAGAACUGCUGUGGCUUGUUGUUUUCUUUGUUUGGAUUGUUGUUCAUUUGGUGUUUGUCUGUAUAACUGAACCUAACAAGCUGUCUCUGCUCACUACUGCUUAAUGAUAACGUCUUGACUUUUUCAGUA
This is a messenger RNA of Cucurbita maxima (winter squash), 1226 nucleotides long. Its product is annotated as transcription factor MYB1R1-like. Gene Ontology annotation, biological process: response to ethylene; response to gibberellin; response to auxin. The record is from RefSeq and is a predicted model, not a curated record. Gene Ontology annotation, molecular function: DNA binding. The transcript has 3 exons. Bases 87 to 974 code for a protein of 295 amino acids. NCBI's taxonomy places the organism in Eukaryota, Viridiplantae, Streptophyta, Magnoliopsida, Cucurbitales, Cucurbitaceae.